AUGCUGACCUCCUUCUCGUGGGUGCCGAAGGGUGCUAUGAAGCCCGUCCCACUCCACUCCACGGAGAGCCUGGAGGCGGUGCGGGCGAAGCUGCAGCGGCAGAACCCCGAAUACGUGACGGAGGAGGUGGUGGCGUCAGCAGGCGGAACUGAACCACUGGCGGGGGGCGAAGACUGCAGCAGCGAUGGCGAGAACGGUGACAAUGUGAACGCUAUGCAGUUUGGCGGCGGUGGCGGCGGCGACACCGUUUUGGAGCAGGUGGAGUCAGAUGACGAGGAGGAAGUAAACGACACGAACUUCAAAGAAACGGACGUUGUUUUUGUCGCGGCCUCCGCUGAUGAUUCUCAGCCAAGGCUGGAGCUCUACGUGUAUGAUGAACCGGAAGACAUCAUGUACGUUCACCACGACGUGGAGAUUGCCGCCUUCCCCCUUAGCACGGCAUGGCUUACGGACGGCACAAUGUCGCUUUGCGCCGUUGGGACGAUGCGCCCAUUUGUGGAGCUCUGGAGCCUUGACGUCAUUGACGCGGUGGAGCCGGUCUGCCUACUGGGCGGCUGUGUCAACUGGGAGGAUAACUACAGGAAAAAUAUUAAACCCCGCAUGCUGCAGGACGACUCGCACAAGGACGCUGUAAUUAGCGUCCGGUGGAACACAUGUGCGCAGCACAUCCUUGCCUCCGGCAGCGCCGACAGCAGCAUUAAGUUGUGGGACCUUAACACCUCCAAGUGUGUCGGAACGUACACGGAACCCGAUAAACUGCAAAGCCUUGACUGGCAUCGCGAGGAGGCAAACCUGUUGCUUUCAGGUGGCUUUGACGCGACAAUGGUCCUACGGGACUGUCGCUCCCCCAACCAGGCAGCGCUACGAUUUGGCACGAAUGGUGUCGUUGAGCACGUGGAGUUCGUUCCGCAUGGUGGCAGGAUUCUCUACGCCUCAACGAACACAGGCGAGUGGAUGGCGUUUGAGGCGCGCAUGAAUGCGCAGCCCCUGUGGAAGAUGCAGCUGCACGAGGCCGACACCACCUUUGCCGUCUCGCCGCACGUCGCCGGCCUGCUUGCCGCGGGAGGUAAGGACGGCAAUAUUAGUCUCUGGGAUGCGCGCGACACGGCUGGACCACCCAAGCAGAUUGUCUCACGGUCGUACCGCACAGGGGCGGUGCUGUCGAUGGCAUUCCAUCCGAAUUCUCCACAUAUUCUUGGCGCCUGUGGUAGCCGCGGCGAGCCGCUCGUGUACACCACUACCAGCGACAUACAAGACGUAUUUCGCCCGCAGUAG
Molecule: messenger RNA, 1275 nt
Organism: Trypanosoma rangeli
Lineage: Eukaryota; Euglenozoa; Kinetoplastea; Trypanosomatida; Trypanosomatidae
Product: periodic tryptophan protein 1
Exons: 1
Coding region: 1-1275 (424 amino acids)
Biological process (GO): rRNA processing
Cellular component (GO): nucleus
Molecular function (GO): protein binding
Source: RefSeq, a predicted model, not a curated record